Penicillium odoratum is the source of this 2025-nucleotide messenger RNA. Its product is annotated as Zn(II)2Cys6 transcription factor domain-containing protein. The transcript is spliced from 5 exons. Gene Ontology annotation, cellular component: nucleus. The coding region runs from base 1 to 2025 and encodes 674 amino acids. Gene Ontology annotation, molecular function: zinc ion binding; DNA-binding transcription factor activity, RNA polymerase II-specific; transcription cis-regulatory region binding. NCBI's taxonomy places the organism in Eukaryota, Fungi, Ascomycota, Eurotiomycetes, Eurotiales, Aspergillaceae. Gene Ontology annotation, biological process: positive regulation of transcription by RNA polymerase II. The record is from RefSeq and is a predicted model, not a curated record.
AUGCCCGUGCCCCCCAGUAAAUGCAAGCGAUGCCAAGAAAAGCAAAUCAAGUGUGAUGAAGCCCGGCCAAAAUGUCACCGAUGCACCAGUGCGGGGAUUGAGUGUCCUGGCUACGCGCAGCACAGAUUUGUGGAUGAAAAUUCAAGAUUGAGACGGCGUUACGGCAAGGGAAACCGAGCUCGCAAUGAGAAAAAUACGUCGUCCUAUCACAAGAAUGGCUUUUUGUCUUGGCGAGUUGGAAUGCAAUAUCGAAGAAGCACUAGAUCCGUGAACCCCAGCCGGGAUAUCACAAAAGCACGAGACCGCUCUUUUGUGCACUCCGAAGAUUCGGCAUUACAGACGGCAGAGCAUGCGACUGCCUUUGAAGAUGGAAAUGAUGAGACAAUAUUGGAAAGCGACCAGCCAUUUGUUUACCAAACUGAUCAAGGGCAGAGUGGGACAAGACUGAACCACCUACAAAUCUCUACCUUUCCAUCGAUUUUGGAAAAUUCUGAAAGUUUUGGCGAUGGGCAGCCCACGGAGCGCUAUCUGCCACACCCCGGAGAUCUCUCUCAACAAAAUGUAAAGACCAGGCCCGAUGAGACUUGCUCAGACUUUAUCGGGAAUGAAUUUGAGGUUCAAUACCUUCUUCGACAUUAUUCUAAUGUGAUAGGUCCUUGGCUGGAUUUGUCAAACUCGGAUCAAUUCUUCACGGUCCAUGUGCCGAUUCGAGCGAAUGACAACUUGAGCCUCAAAUAUACAGUAGCCGCUUUUGCAGCAAAGCACUUGGGAAGAGUCAAAAGUAGUCGAUCUUCUUCGAGAUUCGAUACCUCGACAGGACUUGCAAAUAUGAACAUACAAGAAAAUGGUGUACAGAUCGAUUGGUCCCUACGAGCUGAACAUUAUCACAAAAUGGCAACUGCCGAGUUGAGCCAUAUCACAUUAAAUUCUUCCCUCUCCGGUUCCAGCAUGGCAACUUCUGUCCGUAAGUGGAUGACAUCGGAUCAUGGUUAUCAUAGCUUGGAUUUGAUUGAAAUCCCACGUGAUGUUUCCAAAUUGCGAACAACAGAGGAGCUACUUGUAUCACUUGUGCUUCUGACGCUGUACAAGUUGAUAGAUGAAAAUGCAGAAAACUGGCCGCAGCAUUUGUCUGAAAUUGGGCCACUAUUUGAAACUAUCCAAAACUUGCACACCGACCCAAGUCCGAUCUUCUCCCUUGGAAUCCAAGCGGCUUUCUGGACCUUUGUUCGACUAGAUCUCUUCAGCUCCUACUUUAACCGAUGUACAUCCUAUCUCGAUCCAGAAAAUCUGACACUAUGGCGGGCCGCGGGAAUAAAAAUCGACGACGGAGGAGGAUUCCAACUCCCACUACGAGAGGGAGGCUUGAUCCAAGAGUAUCAGGCUGCCAAUGUGGGAUUAUGGCUGGUCUUUAAGAUAGUCAACUUUCUCGCGAAGCAAAAACAAGCACAAAUGGCCCGAUGGGUUGGAUCACCACCUAUAAGCCUGGACGGCCGAAGCGUUCAAUCUCCCAACCAGCACCCAUUUCCCGACCCAGCAGUCUGGCUACGUCUCUGUUUUGAGCUCCAGGCAUGGUUCGAUUCACUCCCAGAGACAUUUCGUCCGUUUCUACGCACCGAAGAGCCAAAGGAUCCUUCUACAAUUGAAAGAAAGCCCAUACCUGAAAUAUUCUACGGCCGCUCAGCCUGUGCUGCGGCAAUACAGCACUACCACUUUGGACGGAUAGCGCUUCUUCUGAACCAGCCUAUGGAUCCGAUCAAUAGUCUGAGUACCUCUUUUGAUCGACUGCGCGGAGAGGUUGAGUUUCAUACUCGCGAGAUUUGCGGCAUCGCGUUAGGCCGUCCACCGGAUACUGUGCGGAUAUUCAUGAUACCAAUCUUGUUUGCUGUUGGGCAAUGUUUAGAGAAUCCAGAUGAACAUUUAUUCGUCGUGAAUCUUUUGAGAUCUGUGGAGACGGAUCUUGGAGGGGCCACUGAUUACACCAUUCAGAGGCUGCAGGCAUUUUGGAGCAGUUGGCACCGCAAAUGA